Molecule: messenger RNA, 4392 nt
Organism: Oryzias melastigma (Indian medaka)
Lineage: Eukaryota; Metazoa; Chordata; Actinopteri; Beloniformes; Adrianichthyidae
Gene: dot1l
Product: DOT1-like histone H3K79 methyltransferase
Biological process (GO): heart development; regulation of gene expression
Cellular component (GO): MLL3/4 complex
Molecular function (GO): chromatin DNA binding; histone H3K27me2/H3K27me3 demethylase activity; histone H3K79 methyltransferase activity
Source: RefSeq, a predicted model, not a curated record
CACUGCCAUAUUUAUUCAUGCCGGCAAGAUGGCGGCGACACGGUCGAGGUGUUCUUACCAGAGGACCUAAAAAAGAGGUUUUAUUCCGAACUCAAACCCAAUCAAAUGUGUGGAGCGUUUCGCUGGUGUCCUACGUGUAAUGAUUACGUCACUAACGUCGAGCUGAUCGGGUUUUCUCUGGUUUUCGAACAAAAUGUUCACGUUGUAAGUCCCUCGCUAACCCGCUAGCUAGCUAACAGCAGAACGAGCUUCCAGGCGAGCCGCCGUGAAGAAUGGGAGAAAAGCUGGAGCUGAAGCUGAAGUCGCCGGUCGGAGCGGAGCCUGCCGGGUACCCGUGGCCGUUACCAGUCUACGAUAAACACCAUGAUGCUGCUCAUGAAAUCAUUGAGACCAUUCGGUGGGUGUGUGAGGAAAUCCCAGACCUCAAACUGGCCAUGGAGAACUACGUCCUCAUCGACUACGACACCAAGAGCUUUGAGAGCAUGCAGAGACUGUGUGACAAAUACAACCGGGCCAUCGACAGCAUCCACCAGCUGUGGAAGGGGACCACCCAGCCCAUGAAGCUGAACAAACGGCCGUCCAACGGGCUGCUGAGGCACAUCCUGCAGCAGGUCUACAACCACUCGGUGACCGACCCCGAAAAGCUGAACAAUUAUGAGCCCUUUUCCCCGGAGGUCUACGGAGAAACCUCCUUCGACCUGGUGGCCCAGAUCAUCGAUGAGAUAGACAUGAUGGAGGACGACACCUUCGUUGACCUCGGAAGUGGAGUGGGACAGGUGGUGCUGCAGGUGGCAGCAGCUACUAACUGUAAACACUACUACGGUGUAGAGAAAGCAGACAUUCCAGCCACGUACGCUGAGACCAUGGACAAAGAGUUUAAGAAGUGGAUGAAAUGGUAUGGGAAGAAGCAUGGGGAGUACACACUGGAGAGAGGAGAUUUUCUUUCUGAAGAGUGGAAAGAAAGGAUCGCCAACACAAGUAUUAUUUUUGUCAAUAACUUUGCCUUUGGUCCAGAGGUCGACCACCAGCUGAAGGAACGCUUUGCUAACAUGAAGGAAGGGGGAAAAAUCGUCUCCUCCAAACCUUUUGCACCUUUAAACUUCAGAAUCAACAGCAGAAACUUGAGCGAUAUCGGCACAAUAAUGCGUGUGGUGGAGCUCUCUCCUCUCAGGGGCUCCGUGUCCUGGACCGGGAAGCCCGUCUCCUACUACCUGCAUACCAUAGACCGCACCAUACUUGAAAACUAUUUUGCUAGUCUCAAAAAUCCUAAACUCAGGGAGGAGCAGGAGGCAGCUAGACGGCGUCAGCAGAAGGACACCAAGGACAGUAAAAGCAAUAGCACCACCCCCACCAAAUCCAAGGAGCAGAGCAAGGACUCUUGUGGGGAGGAGGAGCGGCCAAGCUUACUUACGGUGGUCAAGCCCCCCCCCAAGCCCAGAAGAGCCCGCCUCUUAUCCAAAGGUCGCAAGCUGAACAACAAGAAACGCGGUCGCCCCAAGAAAGCCCCGCCUGCUGUCGAGAAGAGCAAGAAGAACCAGAGCGCCUUGGAUCUGCUGCACGCCAAGACGCUGUCUGCAGCCCCAGCUCAGGAUCCCUACCGGCCCCCCCACAGCCCCUUCUACCAGCUACCUCCCAAGAUCCAGCACUAUACGCCCAGCCAACUGCUGCUGAGUGCAGCCCCCCCCGGCCUGCAGCAGCUGCUGGAUAACAUCAAAGUCCAGUACCUGCAGUUCCUGACUUACAUGAAGACUCCUCAGUACCGCUCCAGCCUGCAGACGCUCCUGGAGCAGGAGAAGCAGAAACACCGGGACCUGUCGGGCCAGGCGGAGCAGCUUCACCUGGUCUGCCAGUCUCACAAGGACCGGAUCAAGAGUCUGUUUCAGACCAAGCUGGAUGAGCUCGGCGUGAAAGCUCUGACCGUGGAGGACCUUCUUCAGGCUCAGAAGGAGAUCUCAGCCCACAACCGGCAGCUGAAAGAGCAAACCAAGCAGCUGGAGAGGGACAUGGUGCUGCUGAGGGACCACAGCCUGCUGCUGCUGAAGUCUCGCUGUGAGGAGCUGAAGCUGGACUGGGGCUCUCUGUGUCUGGACAGCCUGCUGAAGGAGAAGCAGGCGCUCCGCCGGCAGAUCUCUGAGAAGCAGAAGCACUGCCUGGAGCUGCAGAUCAGCAUAGUGGAGCUUGAGAAGAGCCAGCGGCAGCAGGAGCUGCUGCAGCUGAAGUCCUACAGCCCCCAUGAGGGCUCUCCGUACAGGAAGAGCCUGGACCCCCGUGCUGCCGCCGACAUGGACUCCUUCAAGAUGGGUGUGUCCUCGACCUCGGCGCUCAAUGGCGUCGGCCCAGAGCUGUCGGUGAACGGCACUGGCUCUCCGGUCUUUGACCGUGCUAACUCCAAGGGCGAGCUUUCCCGCUACCUUCCCAUCUCUCCGGACCACGAGGUGCUACCGGCCCCCCCUGAUGGUCGACAGCGGCAGCAAGCCGCUUCCCACAGCCUGCCCGACUACACCCGCUUCUCCCCCGCCAAGAUCGCCUUGCGGAGGCACCUGAACCAGGACCCCUCCGCUCACCUGAGAGGUCCAGGGCUGAGCACUCACAGGGAUCAGGGGGGGGUGAACUCCCCUCUCGGAGCCAAACAGAACUGCCCCUCUCCCAGCAUGGCUGAUACUCAGAGCAACCCACGGAGCUUCGAGAGGGUCAAAGAGAAGAGCCCGGCGGUUCAGGGAGACAGCAUCACCAGCCUUCCUAUCAGCAUCCCUCUUAGCACGGUGCACCCCAGCAAACUCCCCGUCAGCAUCCCGCUGGCCAGCGUGGUGCUGCCCAGUCGGGCCGAGAGACUGAGGAGCACUCCGAGCCCCGUGUCCUACAGCGGCCAGAGUAACGGCUACUCCUCCAACUUGGGCCUGGUGAACGGAGGUCCUCACCCCGAAGACUACAACGGUGCUACUUCAUCCUCCCCUCUGACCGGCAGCACUCCUUUGGCCAGAGGAGGCCCCGCCAACAGUCCUCCUCUCAGCACUGGGGGGGUGCUGCAAUAUGCUGAUGGACCCUCGAGGGUUCCUGCAGGAGACGGACCGGAUCGGCCGGGAGGAGACUCUGACGCGGAGCCGCAGGACAGCGAGCUGCGGAGGAGGAUGUUCUUCUCUUCCUCCUCUUCCUCUUCGUCUUCCUCAUCAUCAGGAGGUUCACGCUUCCACCAUCAGAAUGGGAGCGCAUCCAAACAGGGGUACUACAGUAACCAUGGCAACCACCAGCCCUCCUGCUCGCAGCACGCACACAUCCCCGCGCACGUGUCAUCAUCACACUCCGCCCACAGCUCUGCCUCUCAGGAGGGGCGCAGGCGGGGGAGGCGGAAGCGCAGCUCUGUAGCGCCUGCUGCCGGGGGCUCCCCAAAGAGGAGGUCGUUCCCCGGGAUCAGCUCCAGCAACCACUCCUCAGGAUCUCCUCUCAACAUCAACUCCAUGGUCAACAACAUCAACCAGCCGCUGGAGAUCUCCGCCAUCUCCUCUCCAGAGCAAUCCAGCUGCAGCCCCAAUGGCCCCGACCUCGACCAGCCCCCCAUCCUGAAGAGAGAGCCCCCCCUAGAAGUGAACGGCACUGGCCGCUACUCAACAGCCCCCAGCUCUGAUGACGAGGAUUCUGGGUGUCCGGCUGAUAGCUCCAGUUCCAGAAUUGAAAGAAAAAUUGCCACCAUCUCUCUGGAGAAUGGACCCUGCAGACCCGGGGAGGGGGAACGAGGCAGGAAGUCCAGCAGCAGCAGCGGGAACAGCAGUGAGGCCUCUUCCUCCUCGUCCAUGUCCGCUAACAGCAAAUGGAAAUCGACCUUCUCCCCCAUUUCCGAUCCCAAGCAGCCCAACUCCGACCUGAGACAGGGAGGCUCCCCUUUUGGAAUGGGGGGGUCCAGCCGUAGCACGGACUCUGACUCAGAUCACAAACCGCCGGGGAGGAAGGGGAGUGACGGGGAGUCUUCUGGCUACGUGACCCCCAACCCUUUCCUUAGUCAGGAAUCUGUGCCCCGGGGGAGUGUCCUUGGUCCUGGGGGGGUCCAGGGGGCGAGUGGGUCGGACCCACGGCAGGUCCUCCAGAAGGCGAAAAGCUCUCGUGAGUGGGAGCUGAAGAGCAGUCAGAACCUCUUCAUCUCAGCUGCUGCCAGCAGUGGGGGCGGGAUCCUGAGUGGGAAGGUGGGCGUCGGCUCUGUGGGUGUGUCCUCCACCUCUGGCUCUUCUGUGGGACAGUACCUGGGGUCCCAGUUCCCGCUGGGGGGAGCGUCCGUCCUGCAGUCCCUGUUUGGGGCUCAGACGGGCGUGUCCUCCGUGGGCGGGGCUUCCCGGCUGGUGAACGGACACUCGUCCCUCGGGGGGUUCUCCAGCGCCGGGCUGGCGGGCGGAGCCGCAGGAG